UAUACGUAUCCUACCCUAAGAAAACAGACAUGGACAACAAGAUUGUAGUAUUCAUCUGCAUAUUGGGCGUAGCCAGCGCAGGUGUUGUUGCCCCUCUACCUUUAGCUCGAGUGGACCCUCUCCCCCAAUACUCGUACGGAUACGAUGUUCAGGACGCACUUACGGGCGAUUACAAAGGACACCAAGAACACAGAAAUGGCGACUUAGUCACUGGGUCUUAUACAGUCGUCGAUCCCGAUGGCACUAGACGUAUUGUGGACUACUCGGCUGAUCCACUGAACGGGUUCAAUGCGGUGGUACGACGAGAGCCACUCGUGAUUGGUGCUCCAGCGAGGGUGGUCGCGCCUGCCCCUGUAGUCGCCCCCGCACCUCUAGCUGCGCCUGUAUUACCCCGGGCUCCAAUUCUAGCACCUGCGCCAGCACCAUUGCUGGCUCCUAGACUACCUAGUCCAUAUUUCUUUUAGAUGAUUUACUACAAUUUUGUUGUGUUUUUUGUACUUAUUUUUAUA
Messenger RNA from Achroia grisella, 509 nucleotides. It is a transcript of the gene CPR69, whose product is annotated as larval cuticle protein A2B-like. The transcript has 2 exons. The coding region runs from base 30 to 464 and encodes 144 amino acids. The record is from RefSeq and is a predicted model, not a curated record. Gene Ontology annotation, cellular component: extracellular matrix. Lineage: Eukaryota; Metazoa; Arthropoda; Insecta; Lepidoptera; Pyralidae.